Rasamsonia emersonii CBS 393.64 is the source of this 1317-nucleotide messenger RNA. RefSeq lists its product as uncharacterized. NCBI's taxonomy places the organism in Eukaryota, Fungi, Ascomycota, Eurotiomycetes, Eurotiales, Trichocomaceae. The record is from RefSeq and is a predicted model, not a curated record. The transcript is spliced from 3 exons. Bases 1 to 1317 code for a protein of 438 amino acids.
AUGAAAACCUCCAUACCGUCGGACGUGUGGGAGAAGAAGAAGUCGUUGAUUGCCCGGUUGUACAAGGAUGAGGAGUGGCCGCUGAAGCAGGUCAUCAAGCAGAUCCGCACGGAGGACUUCAAUCCGAGUGAGACGCAAUUGCGCAGCCGGUUGAAGAAAUGGCGUGUCACCAAGCCGUCGCGUCAGACCCGGAAGAAGCCGCAAGAAAGCCAGCAGCAGGAGUCAAAUAAUGCAGACGACGAUGAUGGGCCCGAGGACCCCUCUCCUGUCGAGUCCAAGAAGAAUAAUAAUAAUAAUAAUAAUAAUGCCUCUCAUCCCACGCCGCAACCCCAAUCGACUCAGCAGCUUCAACCACCAAAGGACGCGGCCGCCAACCCAGACUGGUACUCGGCCAAUGGCUGGUUUCCCCCGCAGCAACGCCAGCAGCAGGAUAUGAUGCAGCCGCCGGUCAUGGCCCCAUCUUUGUCUGUUGAUACUCGUGAUGCUUCAGUCGGCUCCAAUUGGGCCCCUUCUGCGCCUGCUCCUGCUCCGGCUCCUGCCCCGGCACCCGAGUCUCAAUCUCAACAACAAUCCCUGAAUCCUCAGGAUAACAGCAAUCACAUUCCCAACACCACGCCCGCCAUGCAGUCGUUUGCCAUGGCUGCACCCACGCCGAUUUCUAACGUGCCCAUGAACUCGACGCCAAUGGUAGCUCCUUCCUAUCCCAACCCAGGGUAUGCCGUGUCUACGGAGGUCUGCCUCCCCUCUCCAGCGCCCCCGAUGGGGGCCCAAUGGCCGACGGGAACCGUCCACAUCGAGCCAGACGUCAACGCUGGCUUCCCCGUGGCCAACUGGUUUUCGGCACCUUUCGAGCCAGCCAACCCGCAUUUUGCAGCCUAUUAUCCGCAGAAAGCGGUCAAUCCCUCAAUGGCGGCCUAUGGCCAAAUGAUGCAACCGAUGCCCGCGCAAGAUAUGAACCAAACGUUCCCUCAGUCGCCAUCGGUGGCGGGUGCAUUCCACUCCAGUCUUGUUGACGACUUGAGAUAUAUAAGGCCGUGGAGACGCGCUAUGGCCUCCCAUUACGGUCCGGAAGCAGCCAACGGACACGCUCGCGUGGAUCGACAAGGCCGACAACGAAAACCGGCUUCGGAAAGGAAACGAAAGGACCAGUCCUCUCCAAAUGGAGUGGAAAUGGCGGCUCAUCAGUCACAGAUGCAAUCGAUGCAAACCCCAAUGCAGCCGCAGUUUGUCGCAUCGGGACAACAUCCGAUGAUGCCCCAAGAGAUGUUUGGCUAUUCCGGCCACGACCAGAUAGUCCAAAGGCCUCCGGGUAACUGA